AUGGAGAAUAAUCUUCACACGCUUCUGAUUAGGAAGGAUAUCAAAAUAACCACGACCUUCCACCAGAAGUGGGAAACUUCCUUAGGGUGGUGGCAACCUAAACCUGCGACCACUCUUCUGAUCCCUAGUAUGCGCUAUACCUGUCCUGAAGCAUCACGUGAUAUGACCUCUGCGGGCCGUGCCCUCACCGGCAUCGGUCUGUCCUUCCUCCCUGGCCCAGCCAGCGGUCCUACAAGCAAGAGGGGGUGUAACCUAAAUAGAUUGAAGGAGCAGAAGAGCUGCUUCGCCAUGGCAAAAGGGGAACUGAUACCACAAACAUGUGAUGCGGGCACGCGCCAACGGGAGUGUAUGGCCUCAGCUGACCUGUUUGGAGGUCACAUGACCUGUGCUUCAUACAUAAGCACGAAUCCUGACAAGCGAGGCUUGGCAGCAAUUCGUCUCUCCUACAAUACACUCCUAUCUCUCCAAGACCUUGCUCUCAGUGCUAUCCGUGCUAUCUACUAUCCCAUCUUUACAUUCAAAUCGCUCACAAGCCAGUAUACCGCUCGAGAGCAACAUUCCCACGCAAUGGUGUCGACGCGAUCGGAUGCAACCGGCACUCUGGGACCGCCUGAGGAGCCGAUUGACACAGCUGCUCCUGGUAAUACCCAACCAAGGUUAACACCAUCGCGUGGGAGGGUUGCUCUCGAGCGGUAUACUGGCUUGUGUGAGCAAUUUGAAUGUAAAGAGCAAGGUCUUGGAGAGAUAGGAGUGUAUUGUAGGAGAGACGAAUUGCUGCCAAGCCUCGCUUGUCAUGUGACCUCCAAACAGGUCAGCUGA
Molecule: messenger RNA, 819 nt
Organism: Lindgomyces ingoldianus
Lineage: Eukaryota; Fungi; Ascomycota; Dothideomycetes; Pleosporales; Lindgomycetaceae
Exons: 8
Coding region: 1-819 (272 amino acids)
Source: RefSeq, a predicted model, not a curated record